AGGAUAUCCUCCUUCAGCUGAGCUACGUAAUCAAGGACUAAUCCCUUUUGGGAUGGAUCACCUAGUCGCCCUGUGACAUAGUAACUGCUAUGCACGGGUCUUUACUUUAAAAUACCAUCCUUAGUUACAAGCUAAUUAAAAAUUGGAAAAGGCAAUAGUAUAUCAGGGAACUUCAUAAGAGGUCAGGUUUUAAUAGUUAAAACCCAUUGAGUUGCUCCAGAUUUUAGAUCCUCGAUCUAUAACCUCUCUGAGCUUACAAUGCGCCCAUGAUUGAUCACCAUGAGCUACCACCCUUUAUUCGAUUCGCUAGGUGUAGCCUUGCUCACUGUAUCUAUCCUUGGGUUUACUCCUACAUCUUCUCUGCUGCGAAUAGCUUGCCUCCCCAUAUUAGGUUCGUUGACCUGGCAUUGUCUUCUGACAUGCCCCGACUACAUUGCGAGAAGUUCUUGGGCCUCAGCUGUUGGGGGAUACACACUGUCUUUAUUCUUUCAUUACUUAGAUGUUGCGGUUCUCAGCCGCUGGAGUUCCGAAAAUAGGGGAAAAUCUACAACUCCAGGUGCAUUUUCCGAAGUAGCAUAUCGAAUGAAGUUUGGCUUCUCUACUUUAUUCUCAUGGCGUUUCAUUAAUACCCCAGAUCAAGUCAGAAACAUCCCACCGUUGAAAGAAGAGCUACGUUCAUCCAAAGCGCGAUUCCUCGGUAACACGGCGGCAAUAAUAAUAGUUUGCUACCUGCUACUCGAUGCUAUGGAUGCCUCAUCAGAUACGGUACCCGAGUUUUACUCGAUCGACAAGAUCAGCAUGCUUGCCAGAAUUCAGGAUGUCUCACUUGAAGAGCUCAUCAUGAGGUUCUUCGCCGCCGUUGGGCUCGGUGUAGGUCUAGUGUCAUUUCAACGUGGCGUUUACAGCAUCGCGGCCUUCUUCUGCGUGGCGAUAGGUCUGAGUUCACCUGCGGAUUGGCCGCCAUAUAACGGAUCGGUCUUGAAAAUUUCCAGCCUGAGGUAUUUCUGGAGCACUUUCUGGCAUCAAACUAAUACCCACCGACUUCAUACUUUCUCCAGCUUUUUUAUACACGACGUACUCCGUAUACGAAAAAAUACCAAGUUGGCGCGAUUUCUACGUGUCUGGGUAGUAUUCUUCAUAUCUGGUGUAAUACACGUAGCCAUCGAUUCCUCUGCAGGAAUACCAGUCCAAGACUCAGGGGCGCUGCGCUUUUUCCUCAUCCAACCAUUGGGAAUCAUUGUCGAGGACGUAGUUGGCCCUUACCUGUCUCCCUUAACUUCGGAAUAUCGAAUAGUUCAACGUUGUCUAGGUUUUAUAUGGGUGGGCCUAUGGAUGGCCUGGACGGCACCUGGAUACCUUUAUCCUAUCAUUAACAAAAGUGACCCCGGAGAUGGUGGAGUGGUGCCAGUUAGUAUCAUUAGCUAUGUUAAGCGUUUGAUAGAAGAACUAUAGAUCCGUACCUAGUGAGUAAGUGGUUUCUCAAGAUUCUGGUCACCCUGCCUAGGAAUGCGUGUUCCCCUCAGAUAGCCUCACCAAACCAAAGCGAGUUUCAUUGAGUCCUUCGGAAGAGGCAAAUCGUGAAAUCCUUCUAUUCGAUGGUGAGACUAGGUCGAAGAGCAACACUGUUCCAAGGCAAUGGAGCUACUAAUGUUAAUAUCAUUAGACGGGCGGUACGUAUGAUACCAGGUCGUGGUAACUUGGCGGUAUAUGCUUAAGAUAGAGCUUCAGACCGAGAUAGAAGUGGUGUAAUAAUCUAGAUUCAGGGGUUUCUAAGCCGUGGAUCUAUCAUCUUCAUCAUGUCCUUAGCUAGUCCAUAUCGCUAGGACAUCACGAUACCGAAG
This is a messenger RNA of Annulohypoxylon truncatum, 1841 nucleotides long. Its product is annotated as membrane bound O-acyl transferase family-domain-containing protein. The record is from RefSeq and is a predicted model, not a curated record. Bases 280 to 1452 code for a protein of 390 amino acids. The transcript has 3 exons. Gene Ontology annotation, biological process: lipid metabolic process. NCBI's taxonomy places the organism in Eukaryota, Fungi, Ascomycota, Sordariomycetes, Xylariales, Hypoxylaceae.